AUGGGGGUCUCCAGCACACUGCUGCUCUGUGGACUACUGCUCAUAUGGGACAGUGCUGCUGAUACACCUAACAGAGGCGGGAGCUCCACGGCCCGGUCUCGGCUGGCAGAGGAGUUCCAGAACCGGUUCCCCGUGACUCCGCCCACUCUCCAGGAGGUCCAGAACCGGUUCUCCGUGACUCCGCCCAGUGUCCAGGAGUUCCAGACUGGGUUCUCGGUGUUCCGUGACGGGGACUCGGUGGGCAGCUUGUGUGAGGUGACCCCCCUGCAGCAGGAGUCCCUCAGCAGCUGCGGCUUCAACCGCUCACACCCCCUGGUGCUCAUCGUCCACGGCUGGUCUCUGGACGGGGUGAUGGAGGACUGGGUGGUGAGGUUGGCGCGGGCGCUACGUGCCCGUGUGGGCGGGCUCAAUGUGCUGGUGUGUAACUGGAUCCCAUUGGCUCAGCGCUUCUACCCGGUCGCCGCCCACAACGCCCGCCGCGUGGGACAGGAAGUAGCCCUGCUGCUGGAGUGGAUGCAGGACAAAGGCCUCGUCUCCCUGGGCAACGUGCACCUGGUGGGCUUCAGUUUGGGCGCUCAUGUCUGCGGCUUCGCUGGUCAGUUCUUCAGCGGCUCCAGGAGGCUCGGCCGCAUCACAGGACUGGACCCUGCUGGGCCGAUGUUUGAGGGCCGUCCGGCGGCUGAUAGGCUGUCUCCGGACGACGCAGUGUUUGUGGACGCCAUCCACACGUUCACCAGGCGGCACGUGGGCAUGAGCGUGGGCAUCAGGCAGGCCGUCGGGCACCGAGACUUCUACCCCAACGGGGGCACCCUACAGCCGGGGUGUUACUAUAGCGACCACAUCUCACAACACGGGCUCAGAGGACUGUCCCAGGCCAUGAAGUGUGCGCACGAGCGCUCGGUCGACCUGUUCAUCGACUCACUCCUGCACGGGGACCAGCAGAUCACAGCCUUCCGUUGCCGUGACGAUGCCGCCUUCAGCCGGGGCCUGUGCUUGGACUGCACGCGGAACCGCUGCAGCACGCUGGGCUACGGAACACACCGGGGAACACACGGAACACACGGAACACACACGGGCCAACGGGGAACCAGCCAGCGGUUCUACCUCAGAACCCGCUCCCACAUGCCCUACAGAGUGUACCACUACCAACUCCGGGUCCAGCUCGUUGACCAGAUGAGACAGUCGUGGCCCUCAGCGUCCAUCACCCUCAGAGACCAGCAGGGGGCGACACAGGACCUGCCCCUACACCUCCCAUCAGAGCUGAGUGGGAACCAGACGCUGAGUUUCCUGGUGACGUCUGAUUGGUCGGUGGGGCGUGUGGUGGGCGUGGCUCUGCGCUGGGGGCCACAGGGCGUGUGGAACAGGAUGCGGACCAUGAUGCACUGGGGCAGACGGACCAUGAUGCACUGGGGCAGCCAGCAGGGCCCCGUCCUCAGUGUGGGGAGGGUGCGCAUCAAGGCAGGAGAGACUCAGGACAAGGUGUGGUUCUGUUCUGCGUUCCGAUCUGAUAGAGUGACCCACCUGCAGCCCUGGACGGACUACACCUUCAACAGAUGCCACACACACACACACCAGCCCAAGAGUGGGACACACACACACAGGCCUGAGGCACUUGGCCAGACCCCGACCCCCCUUUUGGUGACCUUGGGCAUCCUAAACGCACUCUAG
Messenger RNA from Sardina pilchardus (European sardine), 1668 nucleotides. RefSeq names its product hepatic triacylglycerol lipase-like. Gene Ontology annotation, biological process: triglyceride catabolic process; fatty acid biosynthetic process. The coding region runs from base 1 to 1668 and encodes 555 amino acids. The record is from RefSeq and is a predicted model, not a curated record. The transcript has 10 exons. NCBI's taxonomy places the organism in Eukaryota, Metazoa, Chordata, Actinopteri, Clupeiformes, Clupeidae. Gene Ontology annotation, molecular function: apolipoprotein binding; lipoprotein lipase activity.